GUUUCUCUCUUUCUUCUGGUGCAGCCAUUUAAUGCUUUCUUGGAUCUUUCUUACAUUCUGCUCUUGUUUCUGUUUGGCCGCUUGUCGAUUUCUGAUGCAAAAAUACUUGAUACAUUUACUGCUGUCUCAGUGAAAUUCUGAAUUCUACCUGUAGUGUUCCUUUGCAUGAAGCCAUGAAGUGUAGCUGCAAUAUGCAUAUUUGAAAGUGUUGUGUUCAUGGAAUACGCAACUAGAAACAUUCCAUCAGAUUCUGCCAUGAAUAGAGUUCAUGAAGAUAAAUUGAGUAACAUUCUCAAGGCUUCAUAUCAUUCUUCGAAGUGGGAUAUGGGAGAAGUACGAGAGAGUUGUGUUAAAGCCAACAAGAGGCAAUUCCUCAGCACUGAGGUUCAAAAUUCUUUGGAGCAAGAGAUUAUGCAUCUUCAGAAGCAACUAGAAGACCAAUUUGUGGUGAGGUCGACGCUUGAAAAGGCAUUGACUAAUAGGCCUAUCUCCUAUGAUCCUGCAAAUGGAAACUCAAUCACCAAGCCUGCUGAGGAUCUGAUCAAGGAGAUAGCUGUUUUAGAGUUGGAAGUUGUCUAUUUGGAGAAGUAUCUCCUUUCCAUGUAUCGCAAGAAUUUUGAUGAAAGAGUCUCAAUUUUAACUACAUUCGAUUCAAAUUUGAAUUCGAAUUCGAAUUCAAAUUCAAAAUCAGCAACGCACAAAUCAAUAUUUCGAGAAGCUCCUGGACACCAUAUUGCAAGAAAGGAAUCUGGUGACCUUUCGGGAUCAAUGAUACUUGAAAACUCUAGUAUUCAACGGAGCCAUUCCUCACUAUCUCAGCAUUCAGCUUGUUCUUUUAGAGCUUAUCCGCCAGUGGGAACUCUUGCCGAGGCAGUACACUCAUACCAUUCCUUACCUUUGUCAAUGCUUGAGCGUGCCACCGGUGAUACUUUGAAGGCAACUAGUCUGGAAGAACAUCUCAGCACCACUUUUCCUAGUCGUAGUCCAGAAAAUCCAAAUUGGCUCUCUGAGGAAAUGAUUAAGUGCAUCUCGGUUAUUUAUAGUGAACUUGCCGAUCCCCCAUUGGUCGAUCAUGGUUUCCCUUCCUCUCCACUCUCAUUCUCAUCAUUCUCCAGUGACUCCUCUCCACAAAUUGAAGGAGGUAAGGGGAGCCCACCAUCCAGAGAAAAAUCAUCUUUACAUUCAUGGAUGGAAAAUAAUUUCAACGUUGACGGGUACUCGAAGGAAUUUAGUGGAUCUUGCAGCACAAUGGUUGAGGUGCAAUGGAUUUGCAGAGAUGGUCAGAGGUUAAGACACGUGAAGCAUAUGCUGCAAGAGUUUAGGUCACUUGUUUCUCGGUUGGAAGAAGUGGAUCCUAAAAAGAUGAAACACGAGGAGAAGCUAGCUUUCUGGAUUAACGUGCACAAUGUACUGGUGAUGCAUGCAUAUUUGGUCUAUGGAAUCCCGGGUAGUAAUCUCAAAAGGAUAUCAUUACUCCUCAAGGCUGCAUAUAAUGUGGGAGGUCAAAUCAUAAGCGUAGACAUGAUACAAAGUUCAAUCUUAGGCUGCCGGUUGCCUCGUCCACUGCAAUGGCUCCAAUCACUGUUUUUCCCGAAGGCAAAGUUCAAGGUUAAAGAUGCAAGGAAAGCAUACGCGAUAGACCACCCAGAACCCCGCGUAUAUUUUGCACUUUGUUCAGGAAGCCAUUCUGAUCCAGUGGUUCGUAUGUACACGCCAAAGACAGUUUUCCAAGAACUGGAAGCUGCAAAAGAAGACUACAUUCAGACCACCUUCAAAGUAAACAAAGAACAGAAGAUCCUUCUACCAAAGAUAGUAGACUGUUUUGCAAAAGACUCGAGUUUAAGUCCAGCUGGUUUCAUCGAGAUGAUCGAGCAUUUUAUGCCAAGCUCCUUUACGAAGAGUAUUCUGCAGGGAAAAUUCUUGAAGAGAAUUGAGUGGAUUCCUCAUGACUUCACUUUCCGGUAUCUGAUCUCUAAGGAAUUGGCCAAGUGAUUCUCAACCGCUGAUAAAUUUGCCAAGGAGUUUUUCAACCAUACAUAAAAGAAUGUUUUGGGAAGAACAACGAUCAAACGGGUUCAAGCUUGUUGAGCUAGAGCACAUUACAACAUUUUGAGUAUCAUCUACGUCUGGUUGAGUUUUCAGAAUCAUUUUUUCUUUUUAUAAAAAAAAAUUACAAAAACUGUGUUUGUAAAAAAAAAAAAAAACUCAUCGUUUUCAUAUCCUAUGUAUGUCUAAGUGGAAUAGUCCUCAAGAAGUUGAAUUUUUUUCUCCAAAAUGGGAUUUUUGCCACAAAAAAAUCCAGAAAGCUACUUUAGAAAAUCGCCAAUCAAACACUCGUAUAUGUUCUGCAAAUCUGAUUUUGAAAAGUGCGACCAAAUGAAGACAAGUUUUUUUAGCUGGACAUAUUAUCCUUGAGCUCCCAUAAGCUUGACCUCGUUUGACCACUUGUCUUCCUAAAAUGGACUGGCUAAAUGAUUCAACUGCCACUGCUGCCUAACAAGUUUUCAUAGCAAGAGUAUUGAUGAGGAAAUGCUAGGGUUUUUUUAUCGAUUGCGAACUUGAUUCUACUGUAUUUCUGUAAUGGACAUUUUGCUAUGAAGUUUGAAUCAGAUAUCAUAAAUCCAGAAUUUUGAGUAGUGUUUUU
Rhododendron vialii is the source of this 2644-nucleotide messenger RNA. RefSeq lists its product as uncharacterized. NCBI's taxonomy places the organism in Eukaryota, Viridiplantae, Streptophyta, Magnoliopsida, Ericales, Ericaceae. The transcript has 11 exons. The record is from RefSeq and is a predicted model, not a curated record. Bases 217 to 1992 code for a protein of 591 amino acids.